Messenger RNA from Lytechinus variegatus (green sea urchin), 2323 nucleotides. RefSeq names its product MARVEL domain-containing protein 1-like. The coding region runs from base 214 to 837 and encodes 207 amino acids. The record is from RefSeq and is a predicted model, not a curated record. Gene Ontology annotation, cellular component: membrane. NCBI's taxonomy places the organism in Eukaryota, Metazoa, Echinodermata, Echinoidea, Temnopleuroida, Toxopneustidae. The transcript is spliced from 5 exons.
UACAUUGGUAACCAUCUCUAAACACAUUCCACAUCAAUGGAUGUGCGUUGUGUAUUAUUUUCCGUACAUUGAGCGUCAUUUUCAUGUUUUUCUAUGCAACAAGCCACUUUCGCCGAUAUACGAUUUUAGGAUAAGGACUUAAAGCCAAAAAGGAAUCAUAAUUAUUAAGGGAAUUACAUCUCCAUUUUCGCAGAUCCAAGUCGCCUCUCCAUCAUGGCUACCGAGAAGAGUCCCGACCAGCCGGCCGUCAUCACGACCACGACGGUCACAUCGCAUACGACCACCACCAAACAGAUGAAAUCAAGUUCGGGUGUCGGAAUUCAAUUCGAUAAGUCUUUUGCCAAGUCGCCUCAGGGCGUCCUUGCCCUCAUAGAAGCCUUCUAUUCUUUUGUGGCGUUUGUCAUCAUCGCGGCGAGUGAUCGCCAGAUAUAUAAAUCGGGUAGUUUUGCUUUCUUUAUGACGGUCACCUUCAUCGUUUUCUUUUUCACGAUGUGCUACUACAUUGGUGAGGUCACAAACCUACGAUACAAGCUACAGUUACCAUGGACGAUACUGGAUAUGUGGAUCUACUCCAUAUACAUCUUAACCUUGUUGAUAUCAUCUUCUUUGGUAGCAGCUAAUGGAUAUUUACCCAACCACGGUGCAGGAGCGACUUUAGGUUUUGUUGUAAUGCAGCUCUACAUGAUCAGCCUUGUCCUUACGAUAAUGCAAUUUCGGGCAAACCAAGCUCUUAACCAACAGUCGACGGGGGCUAUGGGGGUUGACAACACAGCUAACACAAUAGGGGCAGGGGCGGCCCCCGACAAUUUUUAUAAUGGCCCUGGGCCAGCAUAUUAGUUUAAUAAUCUUCUUUCAAAUUUUUAUACAUUCAAAAGGGGAGGGGGUCAUGACAUUGUCAUCUAAAGUUUUUAAUUAAGUGAUAUGAUUAUAUUUCUAUGUGAUUCGUCUUACGAAUAGACUAUGCAGAUAUUCUAUCAGUUAGAAGAGAUAUUGUAUAUUAUAUUUUUCAUAUUCCAUGUAGACCUAUAAGAAUUAUCUAACAGCGUGACCGUCAUGUUUAAUGUGUUUGUGUAUAGUCUUUAUUAUUGAUCGUGUGCUAUCCGUUUAUUAGUUCAUGCAAUCUGUGCCACCUUGUUUUUUUAACUUUUAAAGUGGUCAGAGAGAAAGAAAACGGACCGUUCAGCGAAUAUUAUUAUUAAUAAUAAUAAUAUAGGUAUAUUUACCCAGGGAAGCCACUUCAGUUCCGAAAGCUGUUCUCCCAGUUAUACUGGUGGGCCCUGCUAUUAUUACAUCGGCUUUAGCUGGGCUGCCUAGGCGCUCAAAGCAUUCAAGGAAUUUCUUCCUACUGGGUACCCAUUCAUCUCACCUGGGUCGAGUGCUUAUAUACGAACUUAUCAUGUUUAUAUUAUUAUCUGGGUAGAUCAGCUCUUUAAUCUGCUUUGGCAUCAAUAUAAAUUUAUGAUUUAUUUACAGGGUAUGCUUCAUUCUAAAGUACAUUAUGAUAAUAAGCAUUCAGUAUAAUUGUUAUGAUUGCAUAUACAAUGUUAUCAUUGUAUUAUAACACAAAAUGUUCAUGUCAAGUGAAUGAAGAUUAUUGAUAGAUUAAAUUAAAUUCAUUAUUGUAAUGCAAAACUUAACAACUUUCAGUUAAAUGCAAAGCAUUUCUUCAAAUUUCGUUACCAUCUUAGUUGCUCGUGUCCAUUUUGUACAAGCAAAAAACAUGGUUUUCUAUCAAUGUGCAGCUGUGUUAUUAAUAAAAUACUAUAUAUUUCACAUUUUUCAUAUAUCUGUCUCUUUGAAUUUCAAAAUCGUAUCACAAUUAUGUUAAUGAAGCAUGAAGUUUUGUAAUCAUGAUAAAAUUGUAGUAAUUAAUUCAUUUAGUUAUACAUGUAUUUCAUUUUUUUACUAUAUAUGUUCAUUAUUAUAUUACAAUUCAAUGCGUGUAAUUUGUUAUAACAAAUUACACGGAAUGAAUUGUAAUAUUAACAUUCGGGGCAAACGGGAAUCCCCACUAAUAAAAAAAAAUAUGUUUUCAAAGCUUUAUGGUCCAACUGAAACAAUAAUUGUUGAAAAAAAAAACAUUCAAAUUAAUCAGCUAUAUACCAUGUUUAUAUUUCGAUUUGUACCUUUCCUUUUCUAUUUUCCUUUUAAGAUGGUCAGACGGUAAGAUCAGAUUAUAAAAUAGUUUUCUUGGACAUUAACAGGCUUUUACAUCGAAUACAAAUUGAGUGCGGCGAGAAAGGUAUUUGAUUCGAUAAUGGUAUUCACGUGAAAUCUUGUACAUUUCAUUUUUAUUGGAAAAAUAAAUUGACUGAGAAAAGUG